CUUAAGGAGUUAUCAACUAUGCUCCAUUUGUUCUUCUUAAAUGUAUUAGAUAUUGAUGAUGUGCAGGUGCCUCCGUGGUGGAUUGCCAAUGAUUAUCCGUGCUGGGAAAUGAUAGUGGACCGGUGGUGCUCGCAAGAGUGGGUGGAGAUGCACGAGGCUGCCCGGCAGCGGCGUUUGCUGAUGCCAGGUGCAUCGCACCAUCAGGGCAACCGUAACCUCAAGGCGUACGCGGCUAGAUAUUCGGCGUCACAUGGUGGUGUGCCUUGCACCCAAGUCCAGGCAUACUGUUUGGACCACAAAGGAAAGGCAACGUCCGAUGUCACCUUCAACCUGCAGGAUCCGCCCAAAGUGUACAGCAACGCAAGCGUCCACAGCCGCCUCAGUGGGUACACCUCGAUGGCACAAGAAGUUCAUGGGCUGGAGUUUGAUGCGAUCAAUGAGCCCAUUGAUGGAGAAGUCGUCAUGAGGGCGUGAGGAGGCAAGAAGCAUGGACGGUACUGGUUUGGUGACAGCUUAGUCGACACGGCGACUACUCCCACUCUCUCGCAGAUUCGAGCCAGGAGUACCAGCUCAAGCCCUGC
Panicum virgatum (switchgrass) is the source of this 581-nucleotide messenger RNA. RefSeq lists its product as uncharacterized. NCBI's taxonomy places the organism in Eukaryota, Viridiplantae, Streptophyta, Magnoliopsida, Poales, Poaceae. The transcript has 2 exons. The record is from RefSeq and is a predicted model, not a curated record. Gene Ontology annotation, biological process: transposition. The coding region runs from base 19 to 474 and encodes 151 amino acids.